Mandrillus leucophaeus (drill) is the source of this 1015-nucleotide messenger RNA. It is a transcript of the gene CCDC85C, whose product is annotated as coiled-coil domain containing 85C. The transcript has 6 exons. The annotation marks the transcript as partial. Gene Ontology annotation, cellular component: apical junction complex. NCBI's taxonomy places the organism in Eukaryota, Metazoa, Chordata, Mammalia, Primates, Cercopithecidae. The record is from RefSeq and is a predicted model, not a curated record.
CUGCUGCCCCCUGGGCCGCACAAGGCCCCCGAAGGCAAGGCAGGAGCAACACGUCGGUCCCUGGACGACCUGUCGGCGCCGCCGCACCACCGCAGCAUCCCCAACGGUCUGCACGAUCCCUCAUCCACCUACAUCAGGCAACUGGAGAGCAAAGUGAGGCUGCUGGAGGGUGACAAGCUCCUCGCACAGCAGGCAGGCUCUGGAGAGUUCCGCGCGCUGCGGAAAGGCUUCUCGCCCUACCAUUCAGAGUCGCAGCUUGCGUCCCUGCCGCCCUCCUACCAGGACUCCCUGCAGAACGGCCUGGCCUGCCCCGCACCUGAGCUGCCCUCGCCCCCCUCUGCUGGCUACAGCCCUGCAGGACAGAAGCCUGAGGCUGUCGUGCACGCCAUGAAGGUCCUGGAAGUACAUGAGAAUCUGGACCGGCAGCUCCAGGACAGCUGCGAGGAGGACCUGAGUGAGAAGGAGAAGGCCAUCGUUCGCGAGAUGUGCAACGUGGUCUGGAGAAAGCUGGGAGAUGCAGCCAGCUCCAAGCCCUCCAUACGGCAGCACCUGUCUGGGAACCAGUUCAAGGGGCCUUUGUAGGGCCACUCUUCUGUGGACGUGGACUGGCCCUGCUGGGAGUCCCCAGGGGGAGUUUCAGGCCCCAGACACGGGCAGGACCUCCAGUCCAGCCCUUGUCUUCUUUCUCUGUGGUGAACUGUACAUAGGACGCUGCCCGCCCUGGCCCAGCUGCCAUGGCUCCGAUGCACUGGCCCAAGCCGCCAUCUCCCGCCUCACACACCAGCAACCUGGGAAGGAGACGCCGCGGCGGUUCCUGCAGCAGAGCAGCCCGGACGCCUCGUUCCCUCUCUGGGCCCCGAGCCCUGAGCCCCAUGAGCAGGAGGCUGCUUCUGAGAUCCAGCCUGGGGACUGUCCAGGCUCCUGUGUCCCGCCUGGGAUGGAGGGGCCACUCAUCAAACCCCCUACUCCCCGGCUGCCACCCACACUGGAAGGACAGCACCGCUACCUGGGUCUU